AUGUUCACUUCCAAGGCAGCUUGGUUUUCUCUCCUCGUUCUCGGCCGCGGCACUUUGUCCAGCCCGACUCCUGCCCGAGACUCUAUCUUCUUUCAUGGUCUGGGUGGCGUUUCUUCCGAAUCGGUCCACAAUGUUCACCUUACCUAUGGUAAUGGCUUCCCACAUGGCAACGUUCGCGUUGUCUAUGGGGACUGCGCCCUGAAGAGCCCUGGCCAACAUCACCAUGAAGUCGCCUACCUAUUUACGGAGCCCGAGUCCACCCCGGACCGCCUGGUUUGGAUUGUGCCAGAGGAUGUCAUUCAGCGCGGCUGUCUCCACGCAUACUCAGAUGGUCUUCUUCUCGGUCGGUCUGAACCCAUUAGCUUCUCGAAGCCCCUUCGCAAGCGCCAGUCUCUCCACGAGAUUGGCGACUCGAAUGGUCUCUGGUUCAAUGGUGUGAAAUACCUGCAGGCGAAGAACAAGACCUCUACUGUCUCGGUCAAAGAGGCCAAGAGCAAGAAGAUCGCCAUCGUCGGUGGUGGCAUGUCCGGACUGAUGACCAGUCUGCUCUUGACAUCGGUCGGCAUGACCAACUGGCAUAUUGUCGAGUCAACCCAACGCGUUGGUGGCCGGGUUCGCACCAAGUACCUCAACGGCACUAGCCCAGACGAAUAUCAGUAUCAAGAGAUGGGUCCUAUGCGAUUUCCCGUGUCGGUCAAAUAUCCAGACACGAAUGAGACUCUGGAAAUCCAGGAUCAUAAGAUGGUCUUCCAACUUGCAGACGUCCUCAACGAGAUGAAUGGUGGCAACACCUCUGAGCUGGCGGUCAACUUCAUCCCUUGGAUUCAGAGCAGCCCCAACACCCCGGCCAACUCCAGAGGUUAUCGUCUGCCCAACGGGCGGAUCCCUAGCAGCUCUCAGAUCGCUGCCGAUUCUAGCAUGCUGCCACCAUCUGCAAACGCCUCUGACCCCUCGGGCGCCGAGCUCGGUGAAGGUUUCGUGGAUCGCCUCGUUGACCUGACACCUGAGCGCAUGCGUAACAUUUCCACCAACAUCUUCAGCGCCCACCGCGAGGCCAUCGACCGCGGCCUGUUCCACUGGUCCGAAGCCGGCUAUCUCAAGUACCAGCUAGGCCUGGAUACAGACACGGUGGACUUUCUCGCCGGCUCCGGUAGCUCUCCCCUGUGGGGUGAAUGGUAUGACAACGUCUACUUCUCGGCCAUGAACUGGCGUACUAUCGACAAGGGGCUCGACUCCCUGCCUCGUGCCUUCGUGCCUCACAUCAAGGACAAGAUUACUUACGGUAGAAAGAUUACUGGUCUUCAGCACAACAAUGAAACCUCGAAGGUGUCUCUGAUCUGGAGGGAUGACCCUCUAGACAUGACUGCGAAAUCUGAAGAGUACGACUAUGCUGUUGUGGCUGUCCCCUUCUCCAAGGUCAGGCUUUGGAGGACUCCCGCCUAUUCCAGCCUCCUGUCAAGGGCCAUCUCCACACUGAACUACGCUCAGUCCUGCAAGGUCGCUCUCCACUACAAGACCCGUUUCUGGGAGCAUCAGGAGAACCCCAUCUUCGGAGGGUGCGGAUCAGUUGAUAUACCCGGUGUCGGCUCUGUUUGCUACCCUGCCUACAAGAUCAACUCGACGGGCCCUGGCGUCAUCCUGGGGUCCUACACUUCCGGUGUUCCAGCAAGAUCCGUCGCCGCGUUGAGCGAGGAAGACCACGUCGCUCUCAUCCAACGGGCCAUGGUGGAGGUCCACGGCGAGAUUGCCAACGAGCAGUGGACAGGGAACUAUGACCGCCAAUGCUGGGAAGUUGACGAGCAUCAGGCUGGUGCUUGGGCGUCUCCCACUGUUGGCCAGCAAGAGCUCUUCAUCCCCGCGUACCACAAGACAGAGCUCAACACCAUCUUCGUGGGUGAGCAUACAAGCAUCACCCACGCCUGGAUUUUCUCUGCCCUCGAGUCUGCCGUGCGCGGAACCACACAGCUUCUACUGGACCUUGGUCUUGUCGACGAGGCAAAGCAGGUUGUUGAUACAUGGAUGGCUCGCUGGAUCACUGUUUAA
Messenger RNA from Fusarium falciforme, 2043 nucleotides. RefSeq names its product Amino-oxidase domain-containing protein. Bases 1 to 2043 code for a protein of 680 amino acids. The transcript has a single exon. Gene Ontology annotation, molecular function: polyamine oxidase activity; L-amino-acid oxidase activity. Gene Ontology annotation, biological process: amino acid catabolic process. NCBI's taxonomy places the organism in Eukaryota, Fungi, Ascomycota, Sordariomycetes, Hypocreales, Nectriaceae. The record is from RefSeq and is a predicted model, not a curated record.